Messenger RNA from Drosophila bipectinata, 492 nucleotides. RefSeq lists its product as uncharacterized. The record is from RefSeq and is a predicted model, not a curated record. NCBI's taxonomy places the organism in Eukaryota, Metazoa, Arthropoda, Insecta, Diptera, Drosophilidae.
GUAAAAUGUUGUAGAUUGUGGCUCCCUCGAGACCGUCAUAUAGCUGCCGAUUCUUGAGCCGAUUAGGUCAUGGCCCCGCCAAGCAAAAUAUUGACCCUGUUGGCAUUGGCCGCCAUUUCAGUCCACGUGGCUUUAGCCCUGGAGUUCAUGGACGAGGGCAUCGAGAACCAUCACUUGGACGAUGACAACUCCGCAGAGGUGCCACCAGCUCUGACAGGCUAUACCCGGGACACGAUAGCCCACUUUAAUCCCCGGAAGUCGGAUGCAGGAUUUCGCCAGCUCUGGGAACGGGUUCCCCUGCAAAAGGUCGAUGUGAUCAAACGGUGACGGAACCAUUCGAAUUAUCUCACGGAUACCGUGACUAUAUUAUAAGGAAACUGCAAGUGUGAAAGCUGAGUCACUAACUAAUAGUUUUUGCGUUGACUACAUGAUGGAUUAGGAAAAUUAUUAAGCACUGGGAAUAAUAAAAGGCAUUAGAGUCUCCAAAACCAA